Cryptomeria japonica (Japanese cedar) is the source of this 3097-nucleotide messenger RNA. RefSeq names its product leucine-rich repeat extensin-like protein 4. The transcript has a single exon. The coding region runs from base 367 to 2532 and encodes 721 amino acids. Gene Ontology annotation, molecular function: protein binding. The record is from RefSeq and is a predicted model, not a curated record. NCBI's taxonomy places the organism in Eukaryota, Viridiplantae, Streptophyta, Pinopsida, Cupressales, Cupressaceae.
UUUAGCUGUACCGAUGUGUGUGUGGGAAGAUAGCGCACGCAACAGUGUGGAAAGGAAAAAAUUCAAUCUUGGAAAGGAAUGGGUUUGUCAAAGAAUGAGUAACCGUUCACAAGUGGUGACACAGAAUACAUUACAUAUAGGGAGAGGCAUAAAAGGCAUUGUAGCACUAACGGAAGGGAAGAAAUCGGUUCCCAAGAGCUUAAGUUCAGGCGGGUGAGGGUGCAUUGGGGAUUCUAAGGGUUCAGGCAUUGCCUAUAAGUUUUGGGCCCAAGCAAUUGCUUAGACCCACCUGAGGUUUGAGCUGCUUUUUCUGAGAGAACCCAGUUGGUGUUGAAGGGGGGUCUCUUUUGAAGCUAGAAUGUGCCAAUGUGGAUUAACAUGAGGAGCAGUUUCAGGUUUCCUGCAAUGCAGGAAAUGAGUAUUGUUGUUUUGAUUCUUUUGGGUUUUGUUGCUUCGGCACAAUCUGGUUUUGUUGAGUCUAGGAGGAGGUUGUCGGAUGAUGAAGCGAGGAUUAUCACACACAGACAGCUGUUGUACUACAAGGAUGGGUUUGGAGACAGAGGAGAGAAAGUGACUGUUGAUCCUAGCUUGAGGUUCCCUAAUCCAAGGCUGAGAGAUGCCUACAUUGCCUUACAGGCAUGGAAGCACGCUAUCUUUUCAGACCCAAUGAACAUAACAGGGAACUGGGUUGGUGCUAGUGUGUGUAACUACACUGGUGUGUUUUGUUACAAUGCAUUGGAUGAUCCUCACAUUAAGGUCGUGGCAGGUAUUGAUCUGAACCAUGCAGACAUUGCAGGGUAUCUGCCAGAGGAGCUUGGGCUGCUCACAGAUCUGGCAUUGUUUCAUAUCAAUAGCAAUAGGUUCUGUGGGAUUGUGCCGAAGAGUUUCAAGAAUAUGACUUUGUUGUAUGAGUUUGAUAUUAGUAAUAACAGGUUUGCUGGGCCUUUUCCAACUGUGGUGCUCUCCAUGCCCAAAUUGAAGUAUAUGGACAUUAGAUUCAAUGAGUUUGAAGGGACCAUGCCGAAGGAGCUGUUCGACAAGGAUCUGGAUGCCAUCUUCAUCAAUAACAACAGGUUCCAUUUUGAAAUCCCUCCUAACCUAGGAAAUUCACCUGUUUCUGUUAUUGUAUUUGCCAACAAUAAUCUCAAAGGAUGCGUGCCUCCUAGUCUUACUAAAAUGGCUGCUACUCUCCAUGAGAUCAUAUUGUUGAAUAAUAAUUUGUCAGCUUGCUUGCCAUCUGAUAUUGGGGAGCUGAAAAAUUUGACUGUCUUGGAUGUGAGCUUCAAUAAGCUAGUUGGGUCUCUGCCAGAAAGCAUUGGUGACAUGGUCAGCUUGGAGCAAUUGGAUGUUGCUCACAAUAAGCUCUCUGGGAAGAUCCCCGAGAGCAUUUGUGCAUUGCCAAAUUUGGAUAACUUCACAUAUUCCUACAAUUUCUUCACUGGAGAGGCACCCAAUUGUUUGGCCCUUCCUUCGAGAGGAGUCACCAUUGAUGACAAAAAGAACUGUCUCCCUGACAGGCCUUCUCAGAGAUCGUUCGUGCAAUGUGCUGCAGUUGCUUCUCACCCCGUGGAUUGCUUUGCCGGAGCAUCCUGCAAUCCAGUCAGGAUUUUCCCUCCACCACCAUCACCACCCCCACCAUCGCCCCCACCUCCAUCCCCGCCUCCACCUUCCCCUUCGCCACCUCCCCCCUCUCCUCCUCCCCCGUCCCCUCCUCCUCCCUCACCCUCACCACCGCCUCCAUCCCCUCCUCCACCUCCACCCCCAUCACCUCCUCCACCUCCACCACCAUCUCCUCCUCCACCAUCUCCUCCUCCACCUCCACCACCAUCUCCUCCUCCACCAUCUCCUCCUCCCCCAUCUCCCUCCCCACCACCACCUGUUUACUGUGUACGCCCACCUCCACCUCCUCCACCAUCUCCUCCCCCACCAUCCCCUCCACCACCUGUAUACUAUCCUCCUCCAUCUCCAUACCCGCCGCCACCAUCUUAUCCUCCACCACCACCAUCUCACCCACCUCCUCCUCCACCCCAUUCUCCUCCUCCUCCACCCCAUUCCCCUCCUCCUCCACCACAUUCUCCCCCUCCUCCCCCAGUCCAUUAUUAUUCUCCUCCACCACCAUCCCCAUCUCCACCCCCUCCUCCGUACUACCCAUCUCCUCCUCCACCAAACUCCCCACCUCCUCCCCCUCCUUGCAUUGAACCCCCACCCCCACCCCCACCACCACCUCCCUGCAUUGAACCUCCCCCACCACCACCUCCCUGCAUUGAGCCUCCCCCACCACCUGAUAACUAUUACAACCCCCCUCCACCACCUUCCCCAUCCCCACCACCCCCACCUCCUGUUUACACCUCUCCACCACCACCUCCUGUUUACCAUCCUCCACCGCCACCUCCAUCUCUUUCUCCACCACCACCGCCUCCUUGCGAUGAAAUGCCACCACCAUCUCAGGGAUAUGUUCCACCACCUGUAGCACUGCCACCAACCCUUGGUUUCUCUUACAAGUCUCCUCCCCCUCCCCCAUCAGCCUACUGAUUGUUUUGAGAACUUCCAUUUCUCUCAGUGCACAUACUAUUUUUUCAGGUAUUAAGGUAUCCUUUCCGGUUCCUUGAAUGGCCAUAGCUUUCUUUUAAGAUUUCAAUUGCUGAAAUCUCUUACCUGUGACUUGAGUAACAAGAGGCCUCUUUUCCACGAGUAUGAGUACAAUUAGUCUGAUGGUCCUGCAGGAAGGGGGACCUUCAUUUGUAUUCCAUGAUCAAGGUAUUGAUUCAGAUAAAGUCACAUUUAUUGGAAAGAAGCUAUUGAGAAUGUGAAUAAGCCAAUUCAAGAAGAGAUGUUAUUACAUGAUUUCUCAUAAUUGAUGGUCCAGUCUGCACGACUGUAGACACCAAGCAUAAGAGUCAGCUUCAGGUGUAUAGAGUUGUGUGAUACAUGAUGAUGGAUGCCCCACAUUCUCUUUGGUAUUUUUUUAGUUAGCAGGUUAAUUUACAUUUUAGAUAUUGUGGAUUGCAAAAUCAGAUUUCAUUCUUUCAGUAUUUGUGCCCAAUGAUGGAAAUUCAACUAUUAAAUUCUUUAAUGUAAAAGAGACAUUUUUCUUUCA